AUGGUUGGUCUUUAUGGAAAUGUGAUAAUAACAUUAAACACUGCAAUUAACAGUGAUCAUCCGACUGUCGAGCAACAAAUGAUCGAGAAAACACUUCCAUCCCGAGCAUCAUUCUCCGAUUGGUUUGUAAGUGCGGUUCAGAGAGUCCCAAGUAUGAAAGUUGUGUCAAAAACGUUCCAGUUCAAAGAGAAGAACUCGCUGUCAAUUCCUCAAACAACUGGCCUUUCUGCUCGUCCGAGCCGGUCAUCAUUCUCCUCGUUUUUCUCAACGCCACGUGGAUCUUUCGAUGUGACGAUGCUCCUUCGAAGCACUAAUCAAGAAAAGAUACUGAUUGCUAAGAAGAAGGUCACUCGGAUGUUGAUAACAUUGGUGAUUGUAUUUGCCUUCUGCUGGGUACCAUCCUAUAUGUACUGGCUACUGUUGCGGAUGGCUGAUCUAGCGGCCACCUCUCUCUGGAAUCCAGGACUCAACUCCUCGCUCACUAUUCUAACCUAUGUCAGACUCAUUGGCUAA
Molecule: messenger RNA, 513 nt
Organism: Caenorhabditis briggsae
Lineage: Eukaryota; Metazoa; Nematoda; Chromadorea; Rhabditida; Rhabditidae
Exons: 5
Coding region: 1-513 (170 amino acids)
Source: RefSeq, a predicted model, not a curated record